UUUCAGCGGGCCUCCCUCCUCGGAGCCCUGGUCCAUCCAUCACACCCCCCGUCGUCAGCCAGCGACUCGCACCCACCAAAGGCGCCGAGAUUGGGCGAAUAGCGAGCAAAUACGUCCGCGUUUCUCUACCCGCCCCCCCGCCGACCUCCCCUCCUCAUUCCCCGGCGCUGACAGCGGACAAGGCCGAGGUCGCGACAGAGCAGGCCCGGCCGCCGAGGCUCGACCUGUCUACCCCACCUUCGCAUCCUACCACACCUCACCAGCAGUCCAGAACCCGGUUCUCAACCGAGCCGACCCUGGACAAGGUCGAGGGUAACAGAGAUAGCAGGGAGUCCCGCAUCACAACCACAACAACAACAGUUGCCAACAUGAACCACCACCAUCACCACACGCAGCAGCAGCAGCAACAGAAAGCCGGCGAGCAGCAGCUCAGCGAACCGGAGGACAUGGAAAUGGAAGCCGGGGACACAGACGACCCUCCAAGAAUCCCGGCCAACCCAGUGAUCAAUGGUAACGUGGCCAUGGCAGAUGGACACAACAACACAGAAGAGGACAUGGAGGAUGACACCAGUUGGCGGUCAGAGGCGACUUUCCGCUUUGUCGUAGAGCGCUUCAGCCGCCUGAGUGAGUCGGUGCUCAGCCCGUCCUGCUUUGUCCGAAACCUUCCAUGGAAGAUAAUGGUGAUGCCGCGCUUCUAUCCCGACCGGCCACACCAGAAGAGCGUGGGCUUUUUCCUGCAGUGUAACGCAGAAUCUGACUCCACGUCCUGGUCAUGCCACGCGCAGGCAAUGCUGAAGAUCAUCAACUACAAAGAUGACGAGAAGUCCUUCAGCCGCAGGAUCAGUCACCUGUUCUUCCACAAAGAGAAUGAUUGGGGCUUCUCCAACUUCAUGUCCUGGAGUGAUGUUACUGAUCCAGAGAGGGGCUUUGUUGAUGAUGACAAAGUCACCUUUGAAGUCUAUGUCCAGGCAGAUGCCCCACAUGGAGUGGCCUGGGACUCCAAGAAACACACAGGCUAUGUAGGAUUGAAGAACCAGGGAGCAACUUGCUAUAUGAAUAGCCUCUUACAGACGCUCUUCUUCACCAACCAGCUAAGACGGGCGGUGUACAUGAUGCCCACAGAGGGAGAUGACUCGUCCAAGAGCGUUCCACUGGCUCUGCAGAGGGUUUUCUACGAGCUGCAACACAGCGACAAACCCGUCGGCACCAAGAAACUCACCAAGUCCUUCGGAUGGGAAACACUAGAUAGCUUCAUGCAACAUGAUGUACAGGAGCUGUGUAGAGUGCUCCUGGACAAUGUGGAGAACAAAAUGAAAGGCACUUGUGUUGAGGGAACCAUCCCUAAGCUCUUCAGAGGAAAGAUGGUGUCAUAUAUCCAGUGCAAGCAUGUGGACUACCGGUCAGAGCGGAUAGAGGAUUACUAUGACAUCCAGCUUAGCAUAAAAGGAAAGAAGAACAUCUUCGAGUCAUUCAAAGAUUACGUUGCAACUGAACAGUUAGAUGGAGACAACAAAUACGACGCAGGAGAGCAUGGCCUGCAGGAAGCAGAAAAGGGCGUGAAGUUCCUCACCUUCCCUCCAAUCCUUCAUCUGCAGCUGAUGAGGUUCAUGUAUGACCCACAGACCGACCAAAACAUCAAGAUUAAUGACAGGUUUGAGUUUCCAGAUCAGUUACCCCUGGAUGAGUUCCUUCAGAAGCCAGACUCCAAGGACCCAGCCAACUACAUCCUGCAUGCAGUGCUAGUGCACAGCGGGGACAACCAUGGCGGUCACUACGUCGUCUAUCUUAACCCAAAAGGAGACGGCAAAGUGAGUGUCAAGGAACCAAUAUGGUGUAAGUUUGAUGAUGACGUUGUGUCGCGAUGCACCAAGGAGGAGGCCAUAGAGCACAACUAUGGUGGACAUGACGAUGACCUCUCAGUGCGCCACUGCACCAACGCAUACAUGUUGGUCUACAUUCGUGAGUCCAAGCUCAGUGAGGUGCUCCAGCCGAUGACUGACGUGGACAUUCCGCAGCAGCUGGUGGAGCGUCUGCAAGAGGAGAAAAGGGUGGAGGCACAGAAGAGGAAGGAGCGCCAAGAGGCUCACCUCUACAUGCAGGUUCAGAUGGUGACAGAGGACCAGUUCUGUGGUCACCAGGGCAACGACAUGUAUGAUGAGGAGAAGGUGAAGUACACAGUCUUCAAGGUCCUGAAGAGCUCUACGCUGCAAGAGUUUGUCCAGAACCUCUCCCAGACCAUGGGUUUCCCACAGGACCAGAUGAGGCUGUGGCCCAUGCAGGCCCGGAGCAAUGGAACCAAGCGACCCGCCAUGCUCGACUACGAGGCCGACUGCAACAAGUCGAUGAUCGACUUGAGCGACAAUGAGAACCCCUGGACAAUAUUUCUGGAGACCGUGGAUCCAGAGAUGGCGGCCAGCGGGGCCACGUUACCUAAGUUUGACAAAGACCACGAUGUCAUGUUGUUCUUGAAGAUGUAUGACCCCAAAACCAGAAGCUUAAAUUAUUGUGGACAUAUCUACACACCUAUUUCCUGCAAAAUAAGAGACCUUCUGCCAGUCAUGUGUGAGAGAGCAGGGUUUCAGCAGGAAACUAGCCUUAUCCUCUAUGAGGAAGUAAAGCCCAAUCUAACAGAGCGGAUACAGGACUAUGAUGUCUCUCUGGACAAGGCCCUGGAUGAGCUUAUGGACGGGGACAUCAUUGUCUUCCAGAAGGAUGACCCAGAGAACGACAGCAGUGAGCUGCCUACGGCCAAGGACUAUUUCCGGGAUCUCUACCACCGCGUGGACGUCAUUUUCUGUGACAAGACCAUCCACAAUGACCCCGGCUUCGUGGUCACUCUCUCUAACCGCAUGAACUAUUUUCAGGUGGCCAAGACAGUAGCGCAGAGGUUGAACACAGAUCCCAUGCUGCUGCAGUUCUUCAAGUCACAGGGGUACAGGGACGGUCCAGGGAAUCCUCUCAGACACAACUAUGAGGGAACGCUGCGGGACCUGCUGCAAUUCUUCAAACCUCGGCAGCCCAAGAAACUGUACUACCAGCAGUUAAAGAUGAAGAUAACAGACUUUGAGAACAGGAGGAGUUUUAAAUCCAUAUGGCUCAACAGCCAGUUCAGAGAGGAGGAGAUCACCCUCUACCCUGACAAGCACGGCUGUGUGCGGGACCUUUUGGAAGAAUGUAAAAAGGCAGUGGAGCUCUCUGAAAAAGGCUCUGAGAAGCUCAGGCUGUUAGAGAUAGUAAGCUAUAAAAUCAUCGGGGUUCACCAGGAGGACGAACUGCUAGAAUGUUUAUCUCCGGCUGCCAGUCGCACCUUCAGAAUAGAGGAGAUUCCUUUGGACCAGGUGGACUUGGACAAGGACAGUGAAAUGCUAAUCCCUGUUGCUCACUUCCACAAGGAAGUCUUCGGCACCUUUGGGAUCCCCUUCUUGCUCAAGAUCAGACAGGGCGAGUCAUUUCGGGAGGUGAUGAGGAGGAUCCAGACCAUGCUGGACAUUCAGGAGAAGGAAUUUGAGAAGUUCAAGUUUGCAAUUGUGAUGAUGGGGAGGCAUCAGUACAUAACCGAAGACGAGUAUGAGGUCAACCUGAAGGACUUUGAACCACAGCCAGGUAACAUGUCCCACCCGCGCCCCUGGCUAGGGUUGGAUCAUUUCAACAAAGCUCCAAAGAGAGGUCGCUACACCUACCUGGAGAAAGCAAUCAAGAUCCACAACUAAAGCAGCCCGCCCUUCCUCUUUGUCCUCCUCAGCCUCCUCCUCCUGCUCCGCCUUCCUCCCUACCUACUUUAACACACCAUAACCACAGACUGUAACCAACCGUGUGUGUGUGUGUGUUUGUGUGUGCGAGACUGUGUGAGAGUGCGUGCUCGUGUGUGUGUGUGUGUUCAUCACUUUUAACACCCCGCCUGGACACCUCUACAGCUCUACACCGGCACUAUGUCUAAAGCGUUAUGGAUCUUGCUGCAGCUGACGGAUUAUCCUUCAACCGCAAAAUAAACUGCACCAACCACCUUCUGACUGUUGAUUUUGUUGUUUAUUUUAUUUUACUUUUUUUUUUUAUCGUCUCCCUCUACGUCUGAGGCUUGUUCGGUUGUUUUAUUUCUUUUUUUUCUGGCUUCUCUACCUGUUGACUGCCUGUUUUUUGUUGCCUAUCUGGAAGUGGGAGAAAUUAAAUUGGAUUUUAAUAUAAAAUAAGCGGAGAGGGGAGAGGAAGUGGGACACAGUAUAAAUAUAAGUGUGUGUGUGUAUAUAUACACACUAUAUAUAAUUUAUAUAUAUAAUUUAUAUAUAUAAUUUAUAUAUAAAAUCUUCUAGGCUUAGUUUUUUUUUCCCUUCAGAUAUUUUUGGGGGUUGUUUUUAAAGAGUUGUUUGCUGCUGUGUGGAGAGUUUGAUGGAAGGAUGUUUGCGAGGACUAACUGACAGAAAAAGAGGGAGAGGCUGUGAACUUUCGUCCACCCUGACGCUCACUAGUUGCCCUGAUGUGUUUCUUUAUAUUUUCUGCUCCCAUCCUUUUAGUGCAACAAAACAAGUAUUUCCAAGUUUACACACGAUUCUUUUUCACUUAGUGUGGUUGGAGGAAAAAUGGAUAAAUUUUUUUUUGUCUCUUUCUGCAGAUCUUGUAUAAUAAAAAUCCACAGCAUCUGUUAAAAAAUAAAUGGGGGAAAAAAAUAAGGAGGAUAUUUGUCUGUAUUUCAUCUUGCACGUUGGCACUUAAUGGCAGAGUUUCUCAGGACUGGCAAAUGUACAUUUUGGUUGCGGUUUUGAGUUGCUCAGUGACUUUGAAGGAACACACACAUGCACGGACAUUACCCCCUCUUGACUUUAUCUUCCAUUUUUGUUUUGUUUCAGGGGGGUUUAAUGUCUUUCUCUGUCAUUCCUCCUCUGAAUGCAAACACACACAAGCUUGGUCAUUCUCUCUUGAUUGAUACUGUCACCUCCAGGUGGUUGGGAGCAGUAACUGCGCUGUGCUUGGUAGGGAGCUGCAGACACUUCGAGCCCACAGGUUUGAGGAUUUUGUAGAGACAAAACCAGCAUUGUAAGAAACACUUUAAGCCCUAUGAAUUUAUUUGUCUACUUUUGUUUUGUUCCUUUUAAAGCACAGAUGGAAUGCUCCCCUAAUAGCGCAUAGCUGGCUCUGUAAAGACAACAUUUAAGAAUUGUAUAUUUAAAAAUAUGAACGUGUAAAAUUUAAGAGAAACACGCCUUUGUUGUCGGGUACAGAAGGAGCCAGGUGUUCAUAUUUCUUGUGUGUAGGGUUUUUUUUUUUUUUUGCGUUCCUGAUGUACCAUUGACGAUUUUUUUCUGUUACAUUUGGAUUUCUUUUUCUUUUUCAAAACUAACUGCAUUGGUUUUGUCUUGUUAAAGUGCAGUACAAAGAUGACCUGCAAAAUCACACCUUAAUUUGAUCUUUUCCAGUUUAAAAUCCUCAGUGUAGCAGCAGUGUACGACAACUAUUCCUGUAUAUUGCCUUUUUGCUGGAAAAUGUAUGUUGAAUAAAAUUUUCUAUAAAAACAAA
Messenger RNA from Micropterus dolomieu (smallmouth bass), 5508 nucleotides. RefSeq names its product ubiquitin specific peptidase 7 (herpes virus-associated) (gene usp7). Gene Ontology annotation, biological process: protein deubiquitination; regulation of protein stability. NCBI's taxonomy places the organism in Eukaryota, Metazoa, Chordata, Actinopteri, Centrarchiformes, Centrarchidae. The coding region runs from base 369 to 3710 and encodes 1113 amino acids. The transcript is spliced from 31 exons. Gene Ontology annotation, molecular function: cysteine-type deubiquitinase activity; protein binding; cysteine-type endopeptidase activity. Gene Ontology annotation, cellular component: nucleus; cytosol. The record is from RefSeq and is a predicted model, not a curated record.